GUUGAUACUCUUAAAGGAGCAUUUCCCUUUCGUAACGUUUGUGUUAAGCCUGGUUAUGGAGAUAUAAAGGGCUUGUGCAGAUCUCAUUCAUCCAUAAAAGAAAAAGAGGUGUUGUAGAUAAAUCGACAAGGACAAGGAAUCCGAAAGUAACGUUUGUCAUCAAGCAAAGUCCCCACGUAGCAAAGCCUGAACAAGGAACAUGAACUUCACCAAUCGCUUCAGCUUCUUGAUGCUGCUUUUCAUUCUGGUUCUGGGCUCUGCUACUAAACCAGGAGUACGAUUGGAUAUUCAAGAUAAACAUGUGAUAAUGGAUAAUGGCAUAGUUCGGGUCAACUUAUCAAAUCCUGAAGGAAUUGUCACGGGAAUUCAAUACAAUGGCCUCGACAAUUUGCUCGAAGUUCUUAACGAAGAAUCUAACAGAGGGUACUGGGAUAUCGUAUGGGACCAAGGUGGUGAAAAAAGAACAGAAAAAGGAAAAAAGGGAAAGGGCACACUUGACAGAUUGGAAGCGACGAAUUUUACGGUAAUCGUGAAAAAUGAGGAACAAGUAGAGCUAUCAUUCACGAGAACAUGGAAUUCCUCUCUUGAGGGGAAGUUUGCUCCACUCAAUAUUGAUAAAAGGUUUAUAAUGCUUGCUGGUUCCUCUGGUUUCUACACCUAUGCCAUUUAUGAACAUUUAAAGGAAUGGCCAGCUUUUGAUCUUGACAAUACUAGGAUCGCAUUCAAGCUUAGAAAAGACAAGUUCUGCUACAUGGCUGUAGCAGACAACAGACAAAGAUUUAUGCCUCUGCCUGAUGACCGGUUACCGCCAAGAGGUGAAGUUCUGGCCUACCCUGAGGCUGUGCGACUUGUUGAUCCUCUAGAACCUGAAUUCAAAGGAGAGCAGGUAGAUGAUAAAUAUGAGUACGCGUGCGAGAGCCGAUACAACCACGUUCACGGUUGGAUACACCUUGAUCCAUCCAAUUCCACUGGAUUCUGGCUAAUUACGCCAAGUUAUGAGUUCCGAUCUGCUGGACCCCUUAAGCAAUAUCUUACUUCUCACGUGGGCCCCACCACACUCUCUGUAUUUCAUAGCACGCAUUAUUCAGGGGUGGAUCUCAUAAUGAAAUUUGGGCCCAAUGAGCCGUGGAAGAAAGUCUAUGGGCCCAUAUUCAUAUACCUCAAUUCUCUAUCUAACGGGUUCAGCCCAACCCGCCUCUGGGAGGACGCCAAACAACAGAUGGUCAAUGAAGUUGAAAGCUGGCCCUAUACAUUUCCAGCUUCCAAGGACUUUCUUUCAUCUGAGCAACGAGGUAAAGUUCAAGGUAGAUUGCUUGUCCGAGAUAGGUACAUUAGUGAUGCAUUCAUCCCAGUUAGUGGUGCUUAUGUGGGACUAGCAGCCAUAGGAGAAGUUGGAUCUUGGCAAAGGGAAUGUAAGGGUUAUCAAUUUUGGACCAUUACUGAUGAUAAAGGCUAUUUCUCAAUUAUUAACAUACGCCCUGGGGACUAUAAUCUCUACUCCUGGGUCACUGGGUUCAUUGGUGAUUAUCAAUUCGAUAGUGUCAUCAAUGUAACUUCAGGUUGUGAUAUUAAUGUGAAUGAGCUUGUUUAUGAACCACCAAGAGAUGGCCCUACGUUGUGGGAAAUAGGCAUGCCUGAUCGUUCAGCUGCUGAGUUCUUUGUUCCUGAUCCAAAUCCCAUGUACAUUAACAGACUCUAUGUCAACCAUCCAGAAAGGUUUAGGCAAUAUGGCUUGUGGGAGAGGUAUGCUGAAUUGUAUCCAAAGGAAGACCUAGUUUACAAUGUUGGCAUUAGCGACUACAGAAAAGACUGGUUCUUUGCUCAGGUUACCAGGAAGAAAGACAAUAACACCUACCAAGGAACCACAUGGAAAAUUAAUUUCAACCUUGAUUGUGUGAAUAAAAAUGGAACCUACACAUUGAGAGUGGCUCUGGCGUCUGUGCAUUCAGCUGAAUUAGAGAUUCGGAUAAACAAUUUAGAAGCAAAUCCACCUUUAUUUUCAAGUGGAGUAAUUGGAAAGGAGAAUACGAUAGCUAGACAUGGAAUUCACGGGCUCUACUGGCUAUACAGCAUUGAAGUAGAAGGCAAUCUUCUUGUGCAGGGGAACAAUACCAUUUUUCUAACGCAAGCAACAAACACAAGUCCUUUUAUAGGAAUUUUGUAUGAUUAUAUUCGUUUAGAAUACAAACAAUGAAGAUCAAUCAUAAAGUAUUAUUCUUAAGAAUAUUUGAUUGGAAAAUGUCAUCAAUUUAUCUAACUAAAAUCAGUGGAAAAGUAAUUAAUUCA
This is a messenger RNA of Cajanus cajan (pigeon pea), 2286 nucleotides long. RefSeq lists its product as uncharacterized. The record is from RefSeq and is a predicted model, not a curated record. Gene Ontology annotation, molecular function: carbohydrate binding. NCBI's taxonomy places the organism in Eukaryota, Viridiplantae, Streptophyta, Magnoliopsida, Fabales, Fabaceae.